Molecule: messenger RNA, 927 nt
Organism: Mustela lutreola (European mink)
Lineage: Eukaryota; Metazoa; Chordata; Mammalia; Carnivora; Mustelidae
Product: olfactory receptor 51A7-like
Exons: 1
Coding region: 1-927 (308 amino acids)
Biological process (GO): G protein-coupled receptor signaling pathway
Cellular component (GO): membrane
Molecular function (GO): G protein-coupled receptor activity; olfactory receptor activity
Source: RefSeq, a predicted model, not a curated record
AUGCACACUCUCAAUUCCUCUAAAAUUGAGAUCACCACAUUCUUCCUGAUUGGAAUCCCAGGACUAGAGCAUGUUCACAUUUGGAUCUCUGUCCCCAUUUGCCUCAUGUACCUAGUGGCCAUCCUUGGCAAUUGCACCAUCCUCUUUGUUAUCAGGACAGAGCCUUCACUCCAUGCCCCCAUGUACUACUUCCUCUCCAUGCUAGCUGUCUCUGACCUGGGCCUCUCCCUCUCAUCUCUCCCUACUAUGCUGAGGAUCUUUGUUUUCAACGCUACAAGAAUUUCCCCAAAUGCCUGCUUUGCUCAAGAAUUCUUUAUCCAUGGAUUCACAGAUAUGGAGUCCUCAGUGCUCUUGAUCAUGUCUUUUGACUGUUUUUUGGCCAUACGCAACCCUCUGAGAUACAGCUCCAUCCUCACCAAUGCCAAAAUGGGCCUGAUGUUUCUCGUUAAAAGCAUGCUCUUAGUGCUCCCAUUUCCUUUCACUCUCAAGAAACUGACAUAUUGUAGGAAAAGCCUACUUUCUCACUCUUAUUGUCUGCACCAGGAUGUCAUGAAGCUGGCCUGCUCUGACAACACGGUCAACUUUUUCUAUGGCUUCUUCGUUGCCCUCUGUAUGAUGACAGACAGUGCGUUCAUUGCCGUGUCUUACAUAUUCAUCCUGAAGACUGUGAUGGGCAUGGGAUCUCAUAAGGAGAGGCUCAAGGCCCUCAACACCUGUGUCUCUCACAUCUGUGCUGUGCUUAUCUUCUAUGUGCCCAUCAUUGCUUUGGCCUCCAUGCACCGUUUUGGCAAGCACAAGUCCCCAGUGGCCAUGAUCCUCAUUGCUGACAUUUUCUUGCUAGUACCACCUCUGAUGAACCCCAUUGUAUACUGUGUGAAGACACGACAAAUCCGUGAGAAGGUUUGGGGAAAACUAGGUCUAAAAUGA